Messenger RNA from Striga hermonthica, 2547 nucleotides. The record is from the annotation of a GenBank genome assembly. NCBI's taxonomy places the organism in Eukaryota, Viridiplantae, Streptophyta, Magnoliopsida, Lamiales, Orobanchaceae.
AUGGCCAUGGCCGGCUUUGCCGACCACCCGCCACCGCGCAAGGACAUAAUCGCCGGUCGACCGGUAUUCAGAUUAUCUCGCCGUUACCUGCAAUUUUCUGUCCUUUUUCUGGGCUAUAUUUUAAUUUUGUUUCUAUCUAUCUGCCCGGCGGGAUUGCGUUCUCGGCGGGCACCGACAGCAGCGCCGGGAUUUGGGCUACUCGGAUUUUCCGGCGAGGAAAUGGAAAAACGUGGGUAUAAGCUGCAGGAGUUUGUGGCACAUGGGGGGAAUGUGAAUUGCUUGACCUUUGGCAAGAAGAAUUGCCGAGUGUUCAUUACUGGCGGAGAUGAUCAGAAAGUGAACCUCUGGUCAGUUGGCAAGCCGACAUCUCUAAUGAGCCUAUGUGGUCAUACAAGUCCAGUCGAGUCCGCAGCUUUUGAUUCAGCAGAGGUUUUAGUGGCAGCUGGAUCAUCUUCUGGGGCCAUAAAGUUGUGGGAUUUGGAAGAAACGAAAAUGGUCCGCACUCUUACUGGGCACAGAUCCUACUGCAUGGCUCUUGAGUUCCACCCUUUUGGUGAAUUUUUAGCAUCUGGUUCAAUGGACACGAAUCUGAAGAUAUGGGAUAUUAGAAAGAAAGGGUGCAUACACACAUACAAGGGCCACACUCGAGGGAUAAGCACGAUAAGAUUCACCCCUGAUGGCCGCUGGGUAGUGUCCGGUGGAUUGGAUAAAGCCGUUAAGGUAUGGGACCUGACGGCUGGAAAGCUUCUACAUGACUUCAAGUUCCAUGAAGGACAUAUCCGGUCCAUAGAAUUUCAUCCUCUCGAGUUUCUAUUGGCAACAGGUUCGGCUGACAAAACUGUGAAAUUUUGGGACUUGGAGACGUUUGAGAUGAUUGGAUCUACCAGGGUUGAGGAUUCAGGAGUAAGAUCAAUGACCUUCCACCCUGAUGGACGCACACUUUUCUGUGGAUUGGACGAUAGUCUAAAGGUUUACUCAUGGGAGCCCGUAAUUUGCCACGACUCGGUCGAUAUGGGAUGGUCAACACUUGGAGAUCUUUGCAUCCACGACGGGAAACUUUUGGGUGGUGCAUAUUAUGAAAACUCAGUGGCUGUUUGGGUUGCGGACGUCUCGCUUAUCGAGCCAUAUGGGACACGAGUGGAUGCAGAACAACACAGCAAAACGGACCCCAAAUGCGACAGCAAGGCAAAUAUUCCAGAGAAAGAGGAAAACCACCUCAAGUCAAAGUCAAACAUGCAGUCAACUGUGCCCGACAGUGAUUCCAAGGAAAUCAAAACUAUAUACGUUGACCGUGUGAACUCCGUCACUCCAAACACUGUGGAACGUGCGGUUGAUGUCCCCAAGGCCAUGCACUCAUCUGAACCCAAGGAAAUCAGAACCAUCAGAAUCCAAAAGCGCGCGCCAGCAGUCAACAGAUUUCUCAUCACGCCUAACAUUGUGCCUCGUAAUGGACCUGAUGGGAAAGAUCCGGUAGUUUCUAGAAGGGAGUCAAUGUCUUUGGUUAGGGCAGGCGGGGGCACGUCUAUGAAGCCGACUAAUGCUCGGAGGCUGUCGACUGGCCGUUUUGAUAUGGAAAGAAUGUCAGCUUCCCCCCUUGACUCUGUGCCUCAAGACAGUGUAAAAAGCUCUUUUGGCGGUAGUAAAAAGGACAUGAACAUUCGUAAUAGGCUCGCUGCUGAUGAAAAUGCAAAGGAAAUGUGUGAGGUGGAACUAUCGAAUAUAAAGAGUGUGGGGGAUAGGCCUUCGUCACCGGCCACAUCAUCAGGUGAACAGGAACUGAGUACAAGUAAAGGGGCGAAUCCAGUUAAAGUUGUCAAUGGAGUGACUGUUGAGCAUGGAAGGACGCGAAGCUUGGUCGAGAGAUUUGAGCGAAAGGAAAAAGUUGAAGUGAACGAAAAUCACUAUCCCGAUAGGGCAUUUAGUGUGGAUGUUGGGCAUGUGGAAACACCAACCACCCCUACCUUACCCCCACCCCCACCCCCCUCUCAGAAUGAUGAGCCGCAAAAUGUUAUGGAACAGUCAGAUUUGGAUGAAAAUACCGUCAUUGAGAACCUAAUGCAGAGUCAUGAUGGGCUAUUGAGUACAUUUAGGUCCCGGCUAAUGAAGUUACAGGUGGUUCGGCAUUUUUGGCAAAGAAACGAUGUUAAAGGAGCUCUAAAUGCUGUGAGAAAAUUGCCCAACCAUUCUGUACAGGCUGAUGUAAUCAGUGUGCUCAUUGAUAGAAUGGAGGUUAUUACACUAGACCUGUUUUCUUGCUUGCUGCCUGUACUUGUAAGUUUGUUGGAUAGCAAAUCUGAAAGGCAUGCUAGUGUCUCAUUGGAGAUGCUUUUGAAGCUAGUGGCCGUUUUUGGUACCGUAGUUCGUACUACAGUUUCCAGACCUCGAGCAGUCGGGGUUAAUCUUCAUGCAGAAGAGAGGCUCGAAUGCUGCAAGCAGUGCCACGCCCAUCUCCAGAACGUGCAAAAGAUUUUACCAGAUUUGGUGAAGAAGGGAGGUGGUGUAGCAAGAUAUGCCCAACAACUGAAUCUUAUUCUCCAAGAGACGUAA